Molecule: messenger RNA, 2121 nt
Organism: Culicoides brevitarsis
Lineage: Eukaryota; Metazoa; Arthropoda; Insecta; Diptera; Ceratopogonidae
Exons: 4
Coding region: 78-1988 (636 amino acids)
Molecular function (GO): protein binding
Source: RefSeq, a predicted model, not a curated record
CCAGUUCAUGUCGUGUGCUUUUGUGUUAUUUUGUAAUUUUUUGCGAAAUUUUGUCAUUUUUCUAAACCUAAUUCAUCAUGAAACGUAAAUGUAUAAACAUAGAUUACGGACGUAGAUCCACGAAACGCCCGAAAAUCCUUUACGAAAUAUCAGAUUUGCCAAAUGAGAUGUUGCAUCAAAUUUUCAAAUGUUUGUCGUUAAUGGAUCGUCGCAAUGCGAUGCUUGUGUCAACUUUUUGGAUGCAACUCAUGAACAAAUAUUUUCCGGGAGACAACACAAUCGUGCUUGAUGGUCAUUCGAGAGAUUAUUACCCAAAUGGUCGAAUGUAUGAAAUUUUUCAAGCCAGACUCACACAAACUCGAUGCUUUCGAAACUUUUCUGGUUUAGUCAUCAAAUGCUUGCCGCAGGAGUUUUCACUUGACAAUUUGAUGAAAUUUUUGUUGUUGGUCCAGCAUGAAAUUCGAACCCUGAAGAUUUUCAGUUAUCGCUCAUUGGAUCUGAUAAAUCACAAAUUAUAUGCGAUUUUGUUAAAAUUGGAAGCUUUGGAAGUUGCAAGCGAGAAUCUUUUGGGCGAUUUUUCCUUUCCGCCAAAUCUCAAAUCGAUCAAAGUCAACUCUGUGUUUACGAACUUGAAAAAUUUGGAAAAAGUUCAAAAAAUCAAGUCACUUGAGAGCUUUACUGUAAAGUCAAUUUUGAUCACCAGAAAGGAAUUGACGGACGAAGCUACGAUGGAGUUCAUGGAAGAAAAUACGAAAGUUUUGUUGGAGAAAAUGGUCGAAAAAGAUGCUUACAAAAAAUAUUCCAUUGAAUUGGAGACGAAAUUCAACUUUCACGGAGACGCAAAAUUAGCGGCGAAGGACAUCUCACAAAUUGCAUUGACACAAAAUCAUUUCAACCUUGCACCUCUUGCGAAUUUCUGUGGUCUUAAGAAACUCGUAAUUAUUGCAAUGGACCAAAAUUCGACUGUGAUAACGUCAAAAGUUAAUUUCCAGCUAUUCGGCGUGACACAUUUGGAAAUCAUGAAAUCUAAUGGAAAUUUUCAAAACUUAGAUCAUCAAUUUUUUUCGCAUUUUCCUGACUUGGAAUCCCUCACAAUAAACGAUAUAAUGUUGAAUGAUGAGAAUUUCCGUUCAAUUUGUGAGCAUAUGCCUAAACUAAAAGAGUUGAAUUAUCAUUCUUGGAGCGCAUCGAAGAUUUCCAUAAAAACAGUUUUUGCUGCAGAUGCGUAUUCAAUCAAAGAUUUACCAAACUUGGAAACAUUUUGGAUGAAAACCAAGUCAGAAAAUGUGGAUGCAACUGAUCUUAAGUGGCCCUCUUUGCCUCACAUGAAAAAAAUAUGUCUCAGCGGAGAAGGAUUCCAUUCGCUUAACAAAAAUUUUUACUUUGGAAUUGCCCAAAAAUCACCAAAAUUGCACGAAAUUCGAUUAGAUUACGUAAAAUAUCCAGAAUCGUCUCCAUCAAAGUUCUUUCCUCUUCUCGCAAAGCUGAAUUUAGUUCAUUUAACGCUUCCUGGCGAAGGCGAACUUUAUUCCGACGAUAAUAAUUCUGCAUUAGUAGGAAAAAUCGUCAAGCACUGUAAACAUUUGAAAUGGUGCAACAUCAAUGAUGGCGUUGGAUUCUCCUUACAGCAAGAAAUUCAGCUUUUGAGGAGCUUACCGAAGCUACAAUGCGUCGCUUCAGCUGACAUGUCUGGUUGUAUCUUCCGUGAGACAUAUCGUGAUGACGUGAAAGAUCUCAAGAAAUAUUUGGCUAAAGAGCUUUCGUCUUACAAGGACUUGCAGCGAACAAUCAACUAUUUGUACGACUUUGAAAUUCCUCACGAAGAUCGUCUUCGGAUGGAAGAAUCUUUCAGAGCUGGCAUUUCUGUGGAAGAAGACGAAGAAGAUGAGGAAUUUGAAACUUGGUACAUUGUGAUGCACGAUUUCCUGAAAAUGAGUCCUCGUGAUAUGUGCAAAGCAUUUUAUUAUACUACUUGUGUAAAUUUGUGAUUUAAAUUAUUUUUUGUUAUUUUAUCGAAAUUUAUGUUUAUGUGAACUUGCAUGUUAUUUAUGAAAUUUAUCAAAAAAAAAAAACAUAUGCUGGCAAAUUAAAAAUAAAAUAAAUAAAUACCUUUUAAAAAAC